This is a messenger RNA of Eruca vesicaria subsp. sativa (arugula), 1152 nucleotides long. The record is from the annotation of a GenBank genome assembly. NCBI's taxonomy places the organism in Eukaryota, Viridiplantae, Streptophyta, Magnoliopsida, Brassicales, Brassicaceae.
AUGCUUGAACGAAGCAGCAGCUUUAGAAUACCUGGAGCUGAGAUACUUGACCUAAGACUCGCUCUUUAUGAGCACAAAGAAGUAAUUGAGAGGCUCCAAGAUGAGUUAAAUGCAGAGAGGGAGGCAUCUGCCACAUCAGCGAGCGAGGCCUUGUCAAUGAUUCUUAGGCUGCAAGGAGAGAAAGCUGAGCUGUCCACUGAAGUUAAACAGUACAAGAGGAUAGCCGAAGAAGAGAUGUCUCACGCUGAGAUGUGGUUUGCGCAUUUGGAGGAUUUUAUUCACCAGAAAGAGCUUGUAAUCACUGCGCUUGAGUACCAAGUGGAAGCUUAUAGAAGCCAGCUUUUGAGCUUGGGGUAUAGUGACUUGAAUAGCUUAGAUGCUAAGCUUCAAGAGAAUGAUAAGAAGAUGAAUCAUCAUCAUGAGUCAUUGAGUGAUAGAUCUCAAAUACCCUUUCCAGAAUUGGUUAAUGAUAUUUCUAUUCCUGUGGAGAAGGAAGUUAUUAAGGAGAGUUUGGAUUCAGAGAAGAGUUACUUUGAUGUGUACUGGGACCAUAUCAAGAAGCUGGAUGAGAAAGUGAAAGAGCUUAAAACUGAGGACGCUCUGAAGAUGAAGGUUGCAAAGCCGACAAAGAUGAAAAAGAAAUCAACUAAACAGACAAGAGACAGAAGCGGCAAGAGAGACCGUGCAGAGUAUCAAGCUGAACUGCAGCGGUUGAGACAGAGAGUAGAGCAGCUUGAGAGGGAAAAAACAAAGACAAUGCCUGAAACUAGUGGAGUGAUUAAGCAAGAAGAGAUAAAUUGUCUGAAGGAAAUGAAGGAGGAGGUAAGUCCUGUGCAAUCAUCUGAAGUAAAGAGCUCUAUUACAAUGGAGAAUUUACAACCAUGGAUCGAUCCAACCAUUGUUUCUGUUCAAGAGGCAAUGCUUAAUUUCUGGCUUUGAGACAAAGAAGAUUUCUAUUAUACUAUUUUGUGUUUGUCAUUGUGUUCUGUUUUUGUUUGCCUCAUGCUGAGAUCUGUAACUUUUUGUAUAAAACCGGUCACAGCCGUUCUCUGUAGAUUGACUUUGUGUAUACGUAAACCAAAAACGUCAUCUUGCAUCUUUUGUGUAUGUAACUAUGUAUUGAAGAUAAAUGCAACGGUAUUGACAAGACAA